UAUUAUAUACUCAAACAGGCGACACUUUUGUGGCAGAUCAAUUAAUAAAUUCUCGUUGAUAGAACCACACAAGUUGAUAGAGUUUGGCGAGUUUUUCACUCUUUUUAUACAAGAGAAAUGGCGCCCAGGAAACGGAAAGGAUCAUCUUCUGCAUCAGUUGUCGGAGCUGGCGGAGACGGGCCCACGCGUGCAAAGCGCCCAAAACUGGAGCAGCUGAAGCAAGUGGAACUAAUGGACUUGCCGCUUGGUCCAUUGCAUCUAAUCAUAUCGAAAGUAGAUCCCGAUAAACAGCAUAUAUUGCGCCAUGCAUCCAAUCAAUUAAAAGUGGAGCACUCGGACUGCAUGUUGCAUAGCUACAAAUCGUUUGCCAACUUUCAUUUGCGCCAACAGCAUGGAAACGAUGACCAGAACAUGCGAAACUUUGUGAUGCAGGUUCUGGCACAGUCCACCGAUUACUUCAUCAACUCUGGCUAUGAUGCAAUAUUUACUGGCAAACUGAUGAAAUUUUACAAGCAACUGACGACUGGCGAGGAGGCCAUCGAUGUCACACAGAUGCAUCAAUUUCUGCACGAGUUCUAUCACAAUCUAGAGUGGACGCCAGCCGAGUGGCCAAAGGGUGCCGCAGCCCGUAUACGUCUAAAUCAGCGCCGGCUAGUUCAAACUAUGACGCUUCUGAAUCUCUUACGACAAUUUCGCAAAUUUCGCGUUGUCAGCUCGGCCAUGAAUCUGAUGCACUGGCAACUUCAGCUGGAGGUGUUGGGCGUGCAUUUUGGCAUCCAAGAGAAGGACACAAUUGCCAGCGAGGAAGAGAAACUCUUCGACUUUUUGACCAUUAUCGCUGAGCUGUUGGUUUUUGACAAGGCCAAAAGUAAUGUGAGCCGCUUCAUUGAAAUUGGCACCAGCGUCUACGUCUAUGGCCUCAAGGAGCAGACCCUAUCGGCCCGUUGUCCCAAGCUCAGUCUCAAGUUCAGCGUGUUGGCUCCAGUCGCAUUGCGUGCCCUGCUUGAGGACGUGAUCAACGGCAAAGUGGACAUGACAAAGGCUGUGCGCUGUCCACUGGUGGACACAUUCAGCAUUCAAUUGGAAGUGAAGAGCAGACAGGUCAAUUUAUGGGGUGGCAACAGUCGCAUGGAGAUCUGUAUAGUGCCCCUCCAUUAGCUAAGACCCUGCUGAGUUUAGCUAAUUAUAUAUUUAAUUUUGUUAACACUUUUAUGAAAUAAAA
Messenger RNA from Drosophila virilis, 1222 nucleotides. RefSeq lists its product as uncharacterized. The record is from RefSeq and is a predicted model, not a curated record. Lineage: Eukaryota; Metazoa; Arthropoda; Insecta; Diptera; Drosophilidae.